Messenger RNA from Leptosia nina, 513 nucleotides. The record is from the annotation of a GenBank genome assembly. Lineage: Eukaryota; Metazoa; Arthropoda; Insecta; Lepidoptera; Pieridae.
AUGGCGGUACCACACAUCACGUCUUUCUGUUGGUGCAUGGGACUCGAAGCUGGUUCAAGGUUGAUAGGAUUUAUACAUUUAAUAAUAUCAUUCCUUCUGAUGGUCGUCUGUUCGAUUUACGCGGAGAAUUUCCGCGCGUACGUCGGCACAGUGGAAGACGCCGGCGACCGGAUCUACUCCACUUGGUACGCGAUCACCUGCGCAGUGGCAGUUCUUAGCGUCGUGCACGUGCUGCUGGCGUUGACUUUAUUAUUCGCCGUCUAUAAACGCAAUACAACAGCACUACGGGUGUGGGUUUGGCUGAUGUGUGCGCUGUUCACUGCGUCCUUUGUGUACGUGAUCGUUUCGAUGACCUUCGGCUUCUCUGUUUCCGGCUCGGACAUCUUCAUUGCAUUCUUGGAGGGCGCCCUCUUCUUCGGUUUGAUAGCGUACUGCAUCCUCUGUGUCAACAGCUACUAUUUAAUGCUGAAGAGCUCUGAAGAUAUGGAGGGACCACACAAGACAGACUACUAG